Messenger RNA from Bursaphelenchus xylophilus (pine wood nematode), 2980 nucleotides. The record is from the annotation of a GenBank genome assembly. NCBI's taxonomy places the organism in Eukaryota, Metazoa, Nematoda, Chromadorea, Rhabditida, Aphelenchoididae.
AUGUCAGGUGCACCGUUCAGCCAGGUGCACAAUUCACCCAGGUGCCCCGUUCAGCCAGGUGCACAAUUCACCCAGGUGCCCCGUUCAGCCAGGUGCACAAUUCGUCAGGUGCACCGUUCGGACCGAAUCAGGACAGGUGGCCAAGUUGGUGCGGGGACACCUGCACUUUAUCCAUCUUCGGAAAAAGUUUGGAGAUCGAGAUCAGACGGCGUGAUCUAAUCUUGCGCAAUCCCUUACAAUAAAGAGGUGUUCGGAGAGGCGUUUUGUGGAAGAAAGUGCGAGGAAAUCAAAAUAUAAUUUGCAUAACGAGCAAGGUCCUGGCAGAGGGAACGAUUAGAUUUUAUCUUGGAGAAAAGCAGCACAAGCCAUGUAAUUAUCAACUCUACCGAAUAUAAAGACAAAAAACAAUUACUACCUCUGCAGAUCAAUCGCUUUCACUUGAUUGGCUAUACAUUGCAAGCCGCAGGAGUCGGAUAACAUGAGAUAUUUUCCCCCGCAGCUCCACUGGAAUGUUUUCUCCCCCCAACGCCGGUAUUUUUUGGAAUUUUUUGUUCGAACCAGCUGAAUUGAAGACGGAAUUCUCGAGAUAUCUCACUUCUCAGCCCCUCUCUUCCCUAUCAGCACUCCCUUCGCCCCGAUUCCUUCCGCGGCGCCGUCGAUGUCGAGAAUUUCGGUUUCGCCGGUCUAACUGGCUCUAUUACGUUUUUGCGGUUUUUUGGCGAUAUAUGUUAUAUAACUGUUAGCUUUACAUGUUUCGCUUUCGGAGGUUGUUUUUGAUAAGCGAUUGUGGUUUCGGUCACUUUGAUAAUUAAAAAAAUUGAAGUUACUCUUAUAUUUUAUAUUGUUUUAGAUAUCAGCAGAUGAUUAUGAUCAGAUAAAAGGAAUCCUCGGUAAACGUGUGACGAUCAUGGACUCACAAAUUCUCGAGGAGUAAGUAGAGUUGUUCUUGCUUAUUCUUUGAUAUCUUUUGAUGCCUUAUUUGACUCAAAUUUUAGUUUCAAAGUCAGCAGUACCCGACAGCGUCUAGAGUCAUGUAUUCAGGACAUUCAACAGCUCGAUGCCUUAAGGCUGAAACACAAAUUGCUCAUAGAGGUACAUCAUUCAUAAAUAUGCUUCGUAUUUUACAUUAACUGAAUGAAUAUUUCAGCAACUCCGCCGAGAUUACCCUUCCAUGAGAUCGUUUAUGCAAAGUCUGGAGGACUCGGAUGACUCCCAAACUCACAGCCCUAGAAGUCAGGAUUCUGGGUCCCAACAAACUUCGGGCAGCUCGGACAGUGGCUUCGGACAUAACCGGUUAGAUUUAGAUCAUCCCAACAACUACCCUUUGCAUUAAAAGUAAUUUAAUCACAUCUAUCUUCAGCGAUCAAAGCAUGACCUAUAGCAACUUCCGAAAGCUCUCUCUGGAAGAACGCAAGGACCGAAAGAACGUCCUAAACAGUGGGCAUCUCGUUGAGAACACUCUGAAGAAUCUAACCACACAAUUUAAUCCAGUAUUACCGACAACAAGCUGGACUAUGAGAUCAAAGGGACCCUUGGAUACAGCGAAUCGACCACACAGUUGUUAUGGGAAAAUGGAACAGGAGAAUGGAAAUGGAAGGCCUUCAAGUUUGAUUGUGACUUCAAAGAGAGGAUCGAGGAUUCUCGACUCAUUCGCUCAGCUUACUCCACCUCCAGUUACUAGGAAAUUCGCGACGGUUCAGCCUCCGAUCAGGGCUGAUGGACCGCCGAAAGUUAUGGUAAGGAGGGCAUACGAGACAACCUCGAUUUACUAAGCUGGCCCAUGGAUACAGUGACGCACCCGAUCCAGUGGCAAAAAACGUAGCAUUUUGCAUCCGGGAAGCAUCAAAAAUGUGGCAAAAUGCUUCCCUCUCCAAGUGAAAAAACUUCAUUUUGAAGGGCCCUUUCCCUUACAAAAAGAACGGGCGCGCUUUUGAAAUCGGUGUUUUGACACUUGGAGAGGGAAGCAUUUUGUCACAUUUUUGAUACUUCCCGAAUGCAAAAUUUUUUGCCACUGGAUCAGGUCCCCCACUGUAAUAUGGAGAAUGGGGUUUAAAAUACGAAAUGCUUUAUGAAUAGUUUUUAAAAUACGGAGUAGCAUAUCUCUUCCAUUGUAAUCCCACAUUUCAGGUGAGGCCCACCCCCGAAAAACGUGAAUCCAUCCUCCAAGUGAAGCCGCAGACCCUCCUGAACAACCGAAGUCUCCAAAAAGCCGAAUUAUGUUCGCCCACAGUAUCCAAACCCCCUUGCCCGCCAACGCUAACCCCCUCAACAAACUCAGCGUUCACUGCGAGAAGUUUGAACAAUCUGAUUUCGAAUAAUUUGAGUACCAGAACAGCCAACAACAACACUCCCUGUCUGCAGAAGGGGAUCAAGAAAACGUCUUCUUUUGAGAUUCCUACUGUAACACCGUUCAAUUGGAAGAACUGUUCGAUGGUCGAGGAGGUUCCCCGGAAGCCUUCGAUGGAAGUUUAUGGGCCAUCAACGACCUUGCCAACGCAAAAUUCGAAAAUUUCGAAUUUCACUUCAAAUAGACCCUCAGGCAACAAUAAUGUGUCGCAAUUCGAAAAGUAAGGAUUUUUAAAAGUCAUUCACAUUUAGUCGAUGGAAAAAGAACGUGGCCUCGGUCCCGCCCACAAUUCAAAAGUGCGAACCCAAUCCUCCGGCGAUUUCUCGGAUGACUCCGUUGCCGAAAAUCGAGAACGCGACGUUGACCAAGGCCCAUAGUAACACUGGAAAGUUCACGUCGUCGUGCUCUAUCGCGAUUAGGCAAGCUUUAUUUUCCAUUUUUUUUUGAUGUUGCACAGUGCAAGUCUAAAAAAUUUCCGCACUGUGAAAAAUCCGAAAGUUCUCCGCACUGUGCAAAAAAAGCUCAAAAAAUAGAAAUCUCCAAAUCAAAAAUUUCAGUGUCCCCUCAAAGAACCCGAAUCGACCAGUAAUCCGAGUCCGCCGACCCAAAGAAUGGCACGAAUCGGACUUGUAG